UCGUGACAGAUUGAGGGGAGAAUUAUGCCACCUGUUAUUUCUUGGUGGACCUCAGUAUUUCAUUGACAAGAAAGCGCGGUAAAAUUUCAAACCGUUUCGACCUCUCUGGGCAAGGAGUUGCAUCGAAAGAGAGAAAUCUGCAUUGAGAAGACGGUUCUUUGUUGAACAAUACUUCUGAGCGUGAUUCGAGUUUCGAAUUUCCUGUUACUAUAGAAUUUUCGAUGCGUGGAAAGAAUUCAAACAUCUGCUAUGGAUUGAUGUGAUAUAAGGCGAAAAAUAAGACGCUUAAGAUCAAAUAUCUGUCUAUCGAGUAUUAAUUAACGACCUGAAAGACAUUUUGUGUCGCUGGAAGGGAAAUCAGGUCUGUGUUGAUUUUCGUGUGUUACGCGUUGAAGUUAUCAACCUCACCAUCUGGUGUUUUUCUUGAUCUUUGACUUCAGGAAAGUUUUGAUGAUAUUAAUUGACUUGUUUUAACAAGAAUUAGCGCCUACAGCAUAGCAAUGGGGUCUGUAAUGGUUUUGGCGGACCUCAAUCCGUUUCUUAUCAAUUCAGCUUAAUUGAAGCCAGCGACUGCGAUGGAUUUGCUGGGCUCAAGUUUGAAGUUUAAUUGAAAGAAAAUGUUCCCUCCACGAAGAAAAUGCAGAAAACUGCUUGUCUGGGUUGCUCUCGCUGUCGUUGCUCAAGUAAUGCUCGCCUUUUUCCUGCAUGGAGAGUUUAAUUUCGCGCCAAUCGAGCAGACGAGGACUAGAAAGAGAAACACAAAGAUACGUUCACGUCUGCGACUUCAGAGUCAAGGUGGCCAUCAGUUGGAAGAAAUUAAUAUGUUUAUCGCACGUUCAAAACUAGAGCAUGCUCAUGGGAAGGACGAGGGUACAGAUUAUGCCGAAACUUUGUUAAUUAAGGAAAUUAAAUCAACAGAUUUUCCGCGAAUGUCUGGAAGGAAUCUUUACAACCCUUUGCGUGUCAACGAACGAAAUCAAUCUAUUAACCUUUCAACAACGAUAAGCGGCCGUCAAGUAGUCAAAGGAAAAGAAAUAUUUGUUGAUCAGUCUGUCAGAAAGAAGACUACUUUUGAUCACGAAUUGAGAGCAGAAAAUCUUAGACAAUCGCAUAACCUCACAGAGCUAGACGAUGUGUUUAUAUCAAUCAAGACAACAAGUGAUUACCACGAAGCGCGCGUUACACUCUUGGUUGACACAUGGUUUCAAAAUGCUAAAAAACAGGUUCAUUUUUUCACAGAUCGUGAAGACAGCAAAUUAAAUGAAAGUUUAGGAGGCCACCUUAUCAAGACUGCAUGUGAAACAGGGCACCAAAGGGCAAAACUUUGUUGCAAGAUGCAGGCCGAGCUCGAUUUCUUUGUUAAGAACUUCAACACAAAGUGGUUCUGCCAUUUUGACGACGAUAACUACGUCAAUGUCCAUACACUGGUGAAAACACUAAAAAAUUUCAACCCGCUCGAGGAUGUGUACCUUGGGAGACCAAGUCUGACGAAAGCGAUGGAGGCCUGGGAUAGAUUAGAUGGAUAUAACAGAAAGAAAUUUUGGUUUGCAACUGGUGGGGCAGGGUUUUGUUUGAGCCAUGCCUUAGUGGCGAGAAUGAGCCCUCAUAUCAGUGAUGGCAAGUUUGCAGAGAGCUGUGAGCGGAUUAAAGUUCCAGAUGACUGCACCAUUGGAUUUAUUAGUGAAUCUCUUCUUAACGUGAGUUUGACAAGACUGGAUCUUUUUCAUUCUCACCUUGAAAAUCUUCCAAGCAUACAACAAAGCGAAAUUAAGGAACAGAUUAGUUUUAGUCAUGGUUAUAUCGGUGGCAGAUACAAUCGAGUCAAUAUAGCUGGACCUUUUGACCAGGAACAGGACCCAACGCGGUUUAAAUCAAUCCAUUGCCUACUUUAUCCUGAGACAGGCUGGUGUCCGAAGUCAGGAGACGUUAAUGAUAAAAAGAAUCAUUCGUUGCAGUCGAAGAGAUAACAAAAGCUACCUCCCUAGAAGAGAUUUUAAAUUCGUUUUAGUUUAUUAUGAUGUUGUAUCAAAUAGCAAUAUUUUGUUCAAAUUUUCUAUUCGUUCUCUUUUUUAAAUUAUUCUUACACUACGCGUUUUUACGUGCGUUCACAUUAGUUGUAUAAAAUAGUUCAAAAUAAAACUAUUUGUAUAUUUUGACGCAAAUAAAGGUUACGGUGUAACCAUCAAAACUUGGGAAAGAAUUUCAUUUACGAUUUUUAUGUACAAUUGUUCUGUGUUGCAUGUAUAUGAUGUCCAUCACUUCAAAAUUAUUUUUGAAAUUAAAUGAAGACC
This is a messenger RNA of Stylophora pistillata, 2291 nucleotides long. Its product is annotated as beta-1,3-N-acetylglucosaminyltransferase radical fringe. The record is from RefSeq and is a predicted model, not a curated record. Lineage: Eukaryota; Metazoa; Cnidaria; Anthozoa; Scleractinia; Pocilloporidae. Gene Ontology annotation, cellular component: membrane. Gene Ontology annotation, molecular function: glycosyltransferase activity.